This is a messenger RNA of Macadamia integrifolia, 1779 nucleotides long. RefSeq names its product T-complex protein 1 subunit eta-like. Gene Ontology annotation, cellular component: chaperonin-containing T-complex. Lineage: Eukaryota; Viridiplantae; Streptophyta; Magnoliopsida; Proteales; Proteaceae. Gene Ontology annotation, molecular function: ATP-dependent protein folding chaperone; ATP hydrolysis activity; ATP binding. The record is from RefSeq and is a predicted model, not a curated record. The transcript is spliced from 11 exons. Gene Ontology annotation, biological process: protein folding. The coding region runs from base 208 to 1779 and encodes 523 amino acids.
UGCGUUUGAGUUUGGACCGGUCCGGGGAAAAGCCUAGAUGUUUCGUUGCCGCUGUUCCCGGCCCACCCCAUCUCCAAACUCAAAAGAGAAAGAAACCGCUGCAUUGGUUUCCUCCACUCCAAAGUUCAAAGGAAGUAGGAACUGCAACUUCAAUCCCCAACUUAUUCACAGACACCCUAUAGUCUUUGAACUCAAGCUUCUGCUACAAUGACGGCGAUGCUGCAACCCCAGAUCAUUCUGUUAAAGGAAGGUACUGAUACGUCUCAAGGCAAGCCACAGCUAGUGAGCAACAUCAAUGCCUGCACGGUGGUGGCCGAUGUCGUGCGUACGACUCUAGGUCCGAGAGGGAUGGACAAGUUGAUACACGAUGAUAAGGGCAGAACUACCAUCUCUAAUGACGGAGCUACCAUCAUGAAGCUCCUCGACAUUGUCCACCCGGCGGCGAAGAUUCUUGUUGACAUCGCUAAGUCACAGGACUCCGAGGUUGGUGAUGGAACAACCACUGUGGUACUUCUUGCUGGCGAGUUUUUGAAAGAGGCCAAGCCUUUCAUUGAGGAUGGAGUACACCCUCAGAAUCUGAUACGGAGUUAUCGAACUGCAUGCUCUCUUGCAAUUAACAAGAUAAAGGAACUAGCAGUAAGUAUUAAGGGAAAAAGCCUGGAAGAAAAGAAAAGCUUGUUGGCCAAAUGUGCUGCGACGACACUCUCCUCAAAGCUCAUUGGUGGAGAAAAGGAGUUCUUUGCUUCUAUGGUUGUGGAUGCUGUCCUUGCUAUUGGCAGUGAUGAUAGACUAAAUAUGAUUGGGAUAAAGAAGGUUCCUGGGGGUAAUAUGCAGGACUCAUUUCUUGUAAAUGGUGUUGCUUUCAAGAAGACAUUUUCUUAUGCUGGCUUUGAGCAGCAGCCAAAGAAGUUCAAAAACCCAAAGAUUCUGUUAUUGAAUGUUGAGUUGGAAUUGAAAUCUGAGAAAGAAAAUGCAGAGAUCAGGCUUUCAGAUCCCUCACAGUAUCAAUCUAUUGUAGAUGCUGAAUGGAAUAUAAUCUAUGAUAAGUUGGAUAAAUGUAUACAGAGUGGUGCUAAAAUUAUCCUCUCACGAUUGGCAAUUGGUGAUCUGGCAACACAGUAUUUUGCAGAUCGAGAUAUUUUCUGUGCUGGUCGUGUAACUGAGGAGGAUCUGCAACGGGUUGCUGCGGCGACUGGUGGAACUGUGCAGACGUCUGUCAACAACAUUAUUAAUGAGGUUCUAGGGUCAUGUGAGCUCUUUGAGGAAAGACAAGUCGGAAAUGAGAGAUACAAUAUCUUUAGUGGGUGUCCAUCAGGUCAAACAGCGACAAUUGUUCUUCGAGGUGGAGCAGAUCAGUUCAUUGAUGAAGCUGAGCGGAGUCUACAUGAUGCCAUUAUGAUAGUCCGAAGGGCUCUAAAAAACUCUACUGUUGUAGCUGGUGGUGGUGCUAUAGAUAUGGAGAUUAGUCGGUAUUUGAGGCAACAUGCACGAACAAUAGCUGGGAAGUCACAGCUUUUCAUAAACUCCUAUGCAAAAGCACUUGAGGUAGGUUUGUUUGAGGAAUCUGGUACUAUUACUAUUCAGGAUGAGCAGCCUGAGCGAGUGUUUGUGCCUACUGCCCCAUUCCUAAAGAGAUUAGUGAAUACCAAGAAAACUCCUUCCAUUGAUAAAAUCCUUAAUGUUUUCAAGAGUGCGCAGGUCAACAUUCCUCUAUUGGAUGCAAUCUCACAGAUCCCUACUUAUGCUAAAGUCCUCAAAGACUUAUGCACUCAAAAGUGA